UCCACGACAAAGGACAACGUUUCCUCGACGUUGGUGCGGCUAGAAAGACGUUGCCCGGUGGGAAGGCGACAUGAAUUCGGUCCCCGUUUUUUUGCUGGAAACGAUUUUGAAACCCUUUUUUUAAUGCACGUCCAGUUCACCGACUCAUGUUCACACUGCCAUUUAAAACCUGCCUGGCUCUCCAUCUAAGAAGAAUGACAUAUCUGCGCAGAGUGCUUAGACGACGACUGCACCCUCUUAAACUGGUAGUGGUGGCUCUGGCCUUUGUCAUGUUUUUGUUCCUUAUACAAUGGGAAGUGGAAAGCCAAAGUCCACAGAAGGACCCAUGGUUAAAGGAUAUAAAAGAGAAGCGCGAUACCAUGCUGGGCUUGAUGAUGGGAGCUGUGAAUAACUUCAGGGAUGCCAUGCCAAAGAUGCAGAUUAAAGCUCCUGUACAUAAGAGACACAGUGCAAACAGUGGGUCCUGUUUGCCGGGUCAUUACACAGCUGCGGAGCUCAAACCCGCCCUGGAAAGGCCUCCCCAGAACCCGCUGGCUCCCGGUGCCGCUGGCAAGCCCUUCCACACCAACGACCUGGGUGCUGCGGAACAGAAGGAAAAGGAGAUGGGCGAGCAGAAGCACUGCUUCAAUCUGUAUGCCAGUGACCGCAUCUCGCUGAGCAGAGACCUGGGCGCAGACACAAGACCACCAGAAUGUAUUGAGCAAACCUUCAAGCGAUGUCCGGCCUUGCCAACCACCAGCGUGAUAAUCGUGUUUCACAAUGAGGCCUGGAGCACCCUGCUAAGGACGGUGUACAGCGUCCUGCAUACAUCCCCUGCCAUUCUCCUCAAAGAAAUUAUCCUGGUGGACGACGCCAGUGUUGAUGAUGUGCUGAAGAACCAGCUGGAUGAGUACCUGAAAGCACUGAUUAUUGUCCGCGUCGUUCGGCAGGUAGAGAGGAAAGGCCUCAUUAGCGCUCGUUUACUGGGCGCGUCCGUUGCCACCGGUGACACGCUUACCUUUCUGGACGCCCAUUGUGAAUGCUUUAAUGGCUGGCUAGAGCCGCUGCUAGCCAGGAUAGCACAGAACUCAACUGCAGUGGUCAGUCCUGACAUCUCAACAAUUGAUCUCAACACCUUUGAGUUCAUGAAGCCAUCCCCGUACGGCCAGAACCACAACCGGGGGAAUUUUGACUGGGGCUUGUCCUUCGGGUGGGAGAGUAUUCCGGAUCAUGAGAAAAACAGGAGGGAGCAUGAGACUGAUCCAAUCAAGACUCCCACCUUUGCCGGCGGUCUGUUCUCCAUCUCUAAGGAAUAUUUCUACCACAUCGGAAGCUAUGAUGAGGAAAUGGAAAUCUGGGGUGGCGAGAAUAUUGAAAUGUCUUUCAGGGUGUGGCAGUGCGGCGGCCUGCUGGAGAUCAUCCCGUGCUCAGUGGUGGGCCACGUUUUCCGCACCAAGAGCCCCCACACCUUUCCCAAGGGCACUCAGGUUAUCACACGUAACCAGGUCCGACUGGCGGAAGUCUGGAUGGACGAGUACAAGGAGAUCUUCUACCGUCGUAACCAGCAAGCCAGGAAGAUGGCUAAAGAGCAAACAUUCGGGGACAUCUCAAAGCGUAUCAACCUCCGCGAGCGCCUGCAGUGCAAGAGCUUUUCCUGGUAUUUGAAGAACAUCUAUCCAGAGGUCUACGUGCCUGAUAUGAACCCUCUGCGCUUUGGCGCAGUGAAGAAUGUUGCCAAGGACUCCUGUCUGGAUGCAGGCGAGAACAAUGACGGUGGCAAACAGCUGAUCAUGUACCCUUGUCACGGAUUGGGGGGGAACCAGUAUUUUGAGUUCUCCACUCAUCACGAGAUUCGACAUAACAUUCAGAAGGAGCUGUGUUUGCACGGAACAGAGGGGGCUGUAAAGCUGGAGGCCUGCCAGUAUAAAGGCAUGAAUACAGUUGUGGGUGUGCAGCAAAAGUGGCAGCUGACAGAUAACCAGUUGUACUUGCCGGCACUGAACAUGUGUCUGAGCGCCCGUUUUGAGCAUCCCGCUCUGGCUCCAUGCGACCCUUCGGACAGAUACCAGCUUUGGUCCUUCAUCUAAAUGGUAACAUCUGGAGUGUCGCUUUUAUAGAGUCAUGACUGCAAGGAGUUUUAAUUUAUUUUUAACACACAAAAACGGAACUGUUGCUGCUUCAAAGUGUGAAUGUUGGGAGAAAGCACGGUGGGGUCGCUUUGGGGAGGAAACCUUUGACAUGUCGCCUCCCCAGCUCACAAUGUGAACUCAAAGAUGCUUGGAACAAUGAAGAUGCACUGACGGGGGGCUUCUCUUUGUGUUUGAGAUCAAAUAUUUGGACAAAAGUAUCGGGACUUAUGGCCAUUCCGUAGGCAAUAUGUAAAUGAUAAGAAAUAGAGAUCUUAAGUACUCCAGUCAAAAGAAUUGUUACCACUAAAUUGGAAGCACACAUCUUUCUAAAAUAUUUUGGUUAGAUUAAAAAAAAAAUCACCAAGUUUGUCUGCUACCGCGACUUUUGUUCAUGUGUAUUACAAAUUCUCGUCAAUGUAAUGUGCUGUACUGCGCAUUUGAAGCCAACAUUGAAUUGAAUAUGUCUAUUAAAAAAUGUGCACCAAAGAGACUGAAUUGAAAAAGCUGAAUCACAAAUAUGAGCGCUGCCUUAAAGAAGAUAUUUUUAUACAACUUUCAUCCAGUGCCUUAGAUGUCAUUAUAUUCUAUAGCAGUUGGUAGAAAGGGAUCUGUUGUGGGUCGUCACCAUCAUUAUUUUCUUGGUUGUCGACCAAGAAAGUUGACUCUGGAGCAACGUGAUGCACUGUCCCAUGUUUAGCUGGAAAUUUUUAUGUGACAAAUUCAAAAUGCCAACACACUGUGAUGUAAAAGAGGCAAAAGCCCAAACCUGAUGUCCUAAAUACUGCAAACUUUUAUAGCAUUACUGUAUUAUUUCAUGUGAAAACGAGACUUGAGAAGAAAUAAAUAUGGGCAGUCAUUUGUCUAGAAGCCCCAAUAAGUGGCUUUCU
Corythoichthys intestinalis (scribbled pipefish) is the source of this 2995-nucleotide messenger RNA. RefSeq names its product UDP-N-acetyl-alpha-D-galactosamine:polypeptide N-acetylgalactosaminyltransferase 3 (GalNAc-T3) (gene galnt3). Gene Ontology annotation, molecular function: polypeptide N-acetylgalactosaminyltransferase activity. Bases 147 to 2066 code for a protein of 639 amino acids. NCBI's taxonomy places the organism in Eukaryota, Metazoa, Chordata, Actinopteri, Syngnathiformes, Syngnathidae. Gene Ontology annotation, cellular component: Golgi apparatus. The record is from RefSeq and is a predicted model, not a curated record. Gene Ontology annotation, biological process: protein O-linked glycosylation. The transcript has 11 exons.